Ficedula albicollis (Collared flycatcher) is the source of this 3988-nucleotide messenger RNA. RefSeq names its product serine palmitoyltransferase long chain base subunit 1 (gene SPTLC1). Gene Ontology annotation, molecular function: pyridoxal phosphate binding; serine C-palmitoyltransferase activity. Gene Ontology annotation, biological process: ceramide biosynthetic process; sphingosine biosynthetic process. The record is from RefSeq and is a predicted model, not a curated record. The coding region runs from base 1 to 1812 and encodes 603 amino acids. The transcript is spliced from 17 exons. NCBI's taxonomy places the organism in Eukaryota, Metazoa, Chordata, Aves, Passeriformes, Muscicapidae. Gene Ontology annotation, cellular component: endoplasmic reticulum.
AUGGAGCCGAACAUAGAAGAGAUCCUGACGUUGGCUCAGAGGGUGGCUCAUAGCGACGGCCAAACGCUGUCCAACCUCACGGAAGGGGCAAGGAGGAGGGAAGAAUAUCGGUGGGCGCUACUAGCUACAAAGGUUAAGAAUGAGGCCGUAGAAACUGCCCCACCGGAGGAGCUAGGCACACGGGUAUGUAUGAACGCCACUAACGCCAUGCAAAAUGUAUGGGGAUGUAUGAACGCCACUAACGCCAUGCAAAAUGGAGGAUGGGUCUCAUCUGAGCCCCCUUCAUCCAGCCUCUUUAACAGGGAGGUUGGACCAGAUGACCUGCUGUGGUGUCCUCCGAUCCGACCGAGUCUGAGAGUCAGCGAUUCUGCGAUCCUCCCAGCGCAGCCUCGGCCCCUGACCAAGCCAGCCACGCACGGCAGGCCGAGGCGAUGCCGUGGCGAUGCCGCUCCUGCUUACCAUCUCAUUUUAGAAGGAAUUCUAAUAUUAUGGAUAAUCAGACUUCUUUUCUCCAAGACAUACAAGCUUCAAGAGCGAUCUGAUCUAACACUUAAGGAAAAAGAAGAGUUGAUUGAAGAAUGGCAGCCAGAGCCUCUUGUACCUCCUGUGCCAAAAGAUCACCCAGCUCUCAAUUACAACAUUGUUUCAGGUCCUCCCACCCAUAUAAUCACUGUUAAUGGCAAGGAAUGUAUAAACUUUGCAUCGUUUAACUUCCUUGGUCUUUUGAAUAAUGAAAAAGUUAAGAGUGCAGCCCAGGCUUCUCUGAAGAAAUACGGUGUUGGCACCUGUGGACCCAGAGGAUUCUAUGGUACUUUUGAUGUGCACUUAGAAUUAGAAGAACGGCUAGCAAAAUUCAUGAGGACAGAGGAAGCUAUUAUAUACUCGUAUGGAUUUGCGACAAUUGCCAGUGCUAUUCCUGCAUAUUCAAAGAGGGGGGACAUUGUCUUUGUAGAUGAAGCUGCCUGCUUUGCUAUUCAGAAGGGAUUACAAGCAUCUCGUAGUAACAUCAAGUUAUUUAAGCAUAAUGAUAUGGCUGACCUUGAACGACUGUUGAAAGAACAAGAGACUGAAGAUCAAAAGAAUCCUCGCAAGGCCCGUGUAACUCGAAGGUUUAUUGUAGUGGAAGGAUUGUAUAUGAACACAGGAGACAUUUGCCCUCUUCCAGAGUUGAUAAAAUUGAAGUAUAAAUACAAAGUUAGAAUAUUUUUGGAGGAGAGUCUUUCCUUUGGAGUCCUUGGAGAACACGGAAGAGGAAUUACUGAACACUUUGGAAUAAAUAUUGAUGAUAUAGAUCUUAUUAGUGCAAACAUGGAAAAUUCACUGGCUUCUAUUGGUGGAUUUUGCUGUGGAAGAUCUUUUAUUAUUGACCAUCAGCGAUUGUCUGGCCAAGGCUAUUGCUUUUCUGCCUCCUUACCGCCUUUGUUAGCUGCUGCUGCUAUUGAGGCUCUGAAUAUUAUGGAAGAUAGUCCAGAUAUUUUUCAGACUCUUCGGGCUAAAUGUGAACGGAUUCACAAAGCUUUACAGGGGAUUUCUGGUUUAAAAGUAGUGGGAGAAUCUUUUUCUCCAGCAUUGCACUUACAGUUGGAGGAGAGCUGUGGAUCUCGGGAAAAUGAUGUGAAGUUACUCAAAAGAGUUGUGGAUUAUUGCAUGAAUAGUGGUAUUGCGUUAACACAGGCUCGCUAUCUGGAGAAAGAAGAAAAAUGUCUUCCUCCACCCAGUAUUCGAGUAGUGAUAACAGUGGAACAAACAGAACAAGAACUGGACAAAGCUGCAUCACUUCUUAAGGAAGCUGCACAGUCUGUGUUGAAUUAGACUGUUGUUUUUUGAUUCCUCUUUCCCACAUUAUCAGGAUAAGUGUUUUACACUGUAUAGUGACUUCCAGAUUCUUCCACUGAUGGCAUUGAAACCUGACUAACAAAAUUGUUCUAGAGUGGUACAAAUGCAGUGAGGGGAAGAAUGCUGAAUUUUGGAAUUGGUGAAUGUGUUGUUCCAAUUUAAACUCUACUGUUUACUAGUGUUACUUAAAAGGGGAUAUCACUUUUGCAUUCAUGAAUCUUUCAUAAGUUAGUAUACAAAGUUUUAUUUCCUCAAACCCUUAAAUGUUCUUAAAAAUGUGUAUUAUCAUUCAGUUUCACCCCAAACCAUAUCAAAUGUGUUGUUUUCUCUCUACUUUCUCAGAAUGUGGGAACUUCAGAUAAAUUUCAAGGAAUUAUCCCUCCUGACUUUUCAAAUGAAAAUACACUUCCUAAUACUGCCAAAAGGAUAGCACAUUGAGAUAUGUUUUUGUGCUAUAUUAUGUCAUCUAUUAUUGAAUUAUAGGAGGGGGAACCUUCAAUUCUUUAUGUUUAUAUAUCUUUCUCUAACCAUUUUUGGCAGCCAGAUUUUAAGAAAGCCUGACCAGACAGCAAAUUAAUAUUAAAUAUUAUUUGCUUUUUGCAUUCCAUAUGUAAUUAUCUGCAUGUUUGAUAUUAUGGGUGAGGUUUUUCAUAUUAUUAACUUUAAAAUGUCUAAAUUUCAACCUCUGAAUUGUGAAAUUGAUAUAAUUCCAGUGUAGUAUGUUCAGAUAAGGGAGCUUUGUGCCAGUCUUGAAGAGGAGUAAUAGGCAACAUGGAAAAUGAAUCAAGGUUUUGAAACAGCAACUAAAUACUAGCUUAGUCAAACUACUUUUAAGCACAAAAAUGAUGUGUGCUUAAUUUUAUCUGUAAACAUCUAUACCUUAGAAGGGAAGACUGACAGAUAGCUACUAAGAGUUUAGAUGGUACAAAUACUACUGAAACACAACUCAGUCUGUGCACAUAAAAUUCCCAAGUAACUUGAAAGUAAUAUUUAGAGGUUGUGCUGUUAGGAUUUUAAGUGAGCACAGAUGGACAUUACAUAUAUGGACACUUUACUUCAAUCAGGAAACUGGUAAGGAAGUAUGAAUCUUUUUAUAAAAUAAAAAUACAGCUUUUCAUUUGACAAUUUUGCUUUAAAAAAGCCUGUCUAAAAAUUUUGUAUUCUGCCUAAUAUGUGUUAAGCUGUUUUGUACUUAUGAGCUUUUUUGGUUGCUACUACAAGGAUUAUAGGACUAUUUUUGAGAAAUAUUAUUGUUAUAUAUAAAGUUAAUCAUGUUUGAUUCAGAUUUUUACUUACACAAUUGAAUUUUGUAGCAUGAUUGACCAUAUUUUGUUAAAUAUUCUGCAUUAGGUGAGCAUAGUCUAUGUUGCCUCCAGUUCACAGAGACUAUUUCUAUGCUGGCUUUCAAAACUUUCCAUCUGUGUAUAUUCAGAUAAAACAUCUAAAGUUGUUUUGGGGCACUUCUGUGAUUGUUGCUUGACAUUUGAAAUGGUCAAAUCAUUAUCUGUGCAAUGUAGUAAAACCUUCAUCUCAAUGUGAAAGAGUAUCCCUGUUUCACUGUCAUUUAUGUUUUCUCUGUUAACUGUGAGUAAAAGCCAGUGAGAAGCCAACAAUUUAAAAGAGAAAAAAAAUGUGCAGAAUAUUGAAGAGCCUCAGGGACUGUGAGAAAUGGAAAUUAAAUGUUAUUGCUCUACGUUGAGCUUUUGAGCCAUUUUUGGCUGGAUAAUUGAAACCUGCAAAUUUGAGUGAAGUCAAGCCUUUGAUGUAUAAACUUGGAACAAAUGAGGCACUUUGAUUCCAGUGCAGCAUAUUAAAUGGUUUUGGAGUUAAGAUAAACUUGGGAAGGUAAGCAAAUAACCAUUGGCAUUGAAAUUCUCAGUUGCAGAAUCUAUAUUUAAUUCUCUCAUUUUAUUUUAGGUUUUCUGCAAAUGGGAUGGAAUUUUUGUGUGCUUAGAGAACUAGCAAUAAUUUUUAGAUACAUGGAUUUGUGUUGUUAUUUUUGUUCCUGGUUUGUUGGAUAUUUUUGCUUUUAAAUGAAGUGAUGACAACUGAGGUAGCAAGAAGCAGAGUGAAAUUUCUAACAAUUUCAAAGCUGUGACUGAAUGGUUCUGACGAAAUAAAAGUUCAAAAGUUUUGCUAAGAGGUGCCAUAU